AUGGACGCUACCCAAGACUGGCUAAAGCAAGUUCUGACUCCUUAUCAGUCUGCUGACAGAGUAUUUAGAGACACCGUCGCUGUCCUGACCUCAUACAAUGGACUCUCGCCGAAAACAGACACAUUCACAAACGAACAUGGCGUAACCGCAGUCCUACUAUGUCUGCACGGAACAAUCCCAAUCCUAUUCAAAAAUGUCACAUACAACAUACCCAUCGCCGUAUGGUGUCCUUAUGUCUAUCCUGCCCAGCCCCCAAUAGCAUUCGUACAGCCCACCUCUACUAUGCUCAUCAGGAAUGGUAAACAUGUCGAUCUGGAGGGAAAGAUAUAUCAUCCAUAUCUCGCCUAUUGGCACACUGCUCCAGAGAAUCGAACAGUCAAAGAACUCUUAACAAUCCUGCAAGGAAUCUUCCAACAAGAACCACCAGUAUACAGCAAACCUCCUCAACCUUCAAUGCCAGGUGGUGCAUACCCUCCCCAACAACCGUCAUACAACAAUGGCAACCCACAACCAUCAUUCGAAUCACCACCAAUGUACACACCCCUCCCAACCAACCUACAAUACAACAAUCUCCCAUAUCAAACACAACAACAAUACCAACCAAACGGUAACGACCCAUCAUAUCGACCAUCAGAACCUCCUUCUCAAGUCAUACAACCACCUAUAUUGCCAUACGAUUCAUUAAAUAGAGUAAACAGUAAUAAUAACACGUCACCAAUGAUGAAUCACUCGAGACCUAGUAAUAAUAAUACAAAUCCAGCAGACGAUGAUGCAAAUGUCCGAUUAGCAUCACUACGAAGUAUGGUGACUGACAAACUAGCUAGGAUACGGAGACAGCAGGAUCCAUACAAGAUGGAUACGCUGCUGGUUGCUAAUAGACAGUUGAAUGAUGGGGCGAGUAGGAUUGAUGAUGUUGUGAGGAGGUUGAAUGAUGAAGAGCAAAAAGUAGCUCAGAAUUCGACCAUUCUGGAUACCAAAAUGCAAGAAUUGAAUGAAUUGUUAGAGACGGUACGGAAUCAACCUAAAGUUAAUGCUGAUGAUAUCAUUACUGGGCUGAUUGAAGUGGUUGCAGAAGACCACUCUAUUGAUGAUGCCUUAUAUUGUCUCGGUGAAGCAUUCAGUAGAGAAAAAGUUGAUGGGCCUACAUAUUUAAAGCAUGUUCGAUUACUUGCCCGAGAACAAUUCCUGAAAAGAGCACUUGUCAAGAAGAUCAGGAAGGUGGCUAAUCUCCCACCAUAG
This is a messenger RNA of Synchytrium microbalum, 1239 nucleotides long. RefSeq lists its product as uncharacterized. The transcript is spliced from 7 exons. Bases 1 to 1239 code for a protein of 412 amino acids. NCBI's taxonomy places the organism in Eukaryota, Fungi, Chytridiomycota, Chytridiomycetes, Synchytriales, Synchytriaceae. Gene Ontology annotation, biological process: endosome to lysosome transport; protein modification process; protein transport. Gene Ontology annotation, molecular function: ubiquitin binding. The record is from RefSeq and is a predicted model, not a curated record. Gene Ontology annotation, cellular component: ESCRT I complex.